ACGGUGCCUCGAUUCAAAGUGAUCUUGAUAAUCUUGAGGAGUGGUCGACUUCUUCUGGACUUGUAUUUAAUCAAAAUAAAUGCAAAUGUCAGAGAAUUACCAGGAAAAAAACUACCACCGAAUUCCCCUACACCAUCAAAAACUAAAACCCUCGCAGUAACAACAGAGGAGAAAGAUCUUGGCGUUUGGGUUACUAGUAAUCUGACAUGGUCCAAACACACCCUAGAUCGAUGUGCCGCAGCCAAUAGGAUGCUCGGGUUCGUACGUAGAUCUGCAACGGAAAUCACGGAUAAAAGGAUUCGCCGUGCAUUGUAUUUGGCAGUUGUGCGACCAGCGCUGGGCUACGCCACUCAAGUGUGGUCGCCGCAGUCGGUGGAGCUCAUCAACCGAGUGGAACGUGUUCAACGCCGAGCUUCAAAGUUUAUUCUAGGCCUCCCAUUCAUGUGUGACGUAUCCUAUAAAGACAGACUCAUUUCGACAGAACUUCUUCCCCUCUCAUUUUGGCAUGAAUAUUUAGACUUAAUGUUUUUCUUCAAAGCUAUUACUGGCAUUGUAUCGAUAUCUCAAAAUUCCUUACCUGAACGUAUUGCUCCU
Molecule: messenger RNA, 594 nt
Organism: Paramuricea clavata
Lineage: Eukaryota; Metazoa; Cnidaria; Anthozoa; Malacalcyonacea; Plexauridae
Source: the annotation of a GenBank genome assembly